Messenger RNA from Linum trigynum, 2355 nucleotides. The record is from the annotation of a GenBank genome assembly. Lineage: Eukaryota; Viridiplantae; Streptophyta; Magnoliopsida; Malpighiales; Linaceae.
AUGUGGGUCUUCCUGGUUUUCAUCGCUGGCUUCUUCCUUGGUGCGGUUGCACUCGCUGCCCUGGAAGCUCUUGGCGCCUACGCCUUGCUACAGCGACUCAACCGCAAGAUUUCGCUGCAGAAAUCCAAAUUGUCCUCGCCGGGGGAUCCGCAGAAAGACCUCGAUCCCAGGCAAUCCCUCAAAUACGCUCAUAACAAGAAGGGAGUCGUAUGGGUUCUUGAGCCUGAUAAAGUUCCGAAAACAUGGUUGCUUGAGAAGGAGCAAAAGAAGAAGAAAGAUUUCUAUGAGGUUGUCCCUAUUAGAAAACAUGCUAAAAUCAGGGACCGGUUCCUUAUUCUGGUUGAUUCAGAUGGUACACAUACAGCUGUUCCUUUGGUCGGUUGUCUUGUAGAAGCUGUUUCUGCUACAAGUCUUUGUUCAAGGAAAUGGGCCAAAAGAUAUCCCAUCAAAGUAGAAAGCAAAAGUUCUGUGAUUUACAAUGGAAGUAGAACGGUUUAUGUAUAUCUUGAAACAUCCUGGGAGAAGGAGUCCUGGUGUAAAGCGCUUCGUCUUGCCUCAUGUGAUGACAAACUGAGGCUUUCCUGGUUUACCAAAGUGACUGAAGAGUUCCACUCUUAUUUGAUGUCCUUGAAUACUGGAUACCCUUCAUUUAUGAAGCCCUCUUCAGGGUGCAAUGAAGAAAUGAUAGAUAGGGUGACCAGGUUCGAUGGUUCAACAUCCAAGGUUCGCUCAUUUUGGAGAAAACUCUCUAAAAGGGGUUCCAAGGCUACUGCAGAGAAUAGGGCAACACCUUCGUUAGGCCGUGAAAGGUCUCGUCCAUUCCAAGAUCCCUCAGUGGCCAGUAACAUGGCAAAGACACUUCCAUCAGUGAAGGCUCCUAUCAUCACUGAAGAGGACCAUACAGCAUCAUCAGCUUCCUAUUCUCGUUCCCAAAGCCAUGCCUCUUCUGAUGGAGAAUCCGAUGAGAAGUAUAGUGUAGAUGAUGGAACACUUUGCUGGAAUUUGCUGAUCUCUCGACUCUUUUUUGAUGUCAAAGGCAAUUUGGAGACUAAGAGUUCAGUGCAAGCACGAAUCCAGAGAACCUUGUCCAAUAUGAGAAUUCCGUCAUAUGUUGGUGAAGUUGUAUGUACAAGCCUACACCUAGGCAACCUCCCUCCUUACAUCCAUGGCAUCAGGGUUCUUCCUGUGGACAUGAAUGAUGUUUGGAUGUGGGAUGUUGACAUUGAAUAUUGUGGGGGAGUGGUGCUGGAUAUUGAAACAAGAAUAGAGGUUCGUGAUAUAGAUCUGCAAAAGGGUAUUGGAGACACAAACACAGAAUCAAGCUCAGGGGGUGAUAUCUCUUCAGAUCUGUUGGAAGGUUUUGAACAUUAUGGGAAGCAGUUAAAUCUUCCGGAGGGGACUGUUCAUACCCAAGAGUAUAAGGAGGAAGGUGAUCCUAAACUCGAAGGAUCAAGAAGCACUUCUAGCAGUGUGCCAACGUCAACACCUAUGUCUAAGUGGAAGGCCAUUGUUAAUUCUAUUGCAAAACAGGUUUCACAGGUGCCGAUCUCUUUGUCAAUAAGGGUUUCUUCUCUCCGCGGAACAUUGCGGUUACACAUAAAGCCACCUCCUUCUGAUCAGCUAUGGUUUGGUUUCACAUCGAUGCCUGAUAUAGAGUUUGAACUCGAGUCUUCAGUUGGAGAUCAUAAGAUUACUAGUGGACAUAUUGCUUUGUUCCUCAUCAAUCGGUUCAAGACUGCUAUUCGGGACACUAUGGUACUACCCAACUGUGAAAGUGUUGGUAUUCCUUGGAUGUUAGCUGAAAAGAAUGAUUGGGUCCCUAAAAAAGUUGCACCUUUCAUGUGGCUUAAUCGAGAAUCAACUGGUGACAAUGCACUUGUGAGCGAAGCUUUUGGUUCCCUGCCACCUAAACCGAAAGCCAAGACAGAAGAUAAGAAGGGAACCACCUCAAGCAAUAGCCCGGAAAGCAAUUCCGAAGUGAACAGGAAUACUGGUGAAAGCCAACAUGUGAAACCCGAUUCUUCAGAUGCCUUGGCUAGCUCGGAAAAGUCACCAACAGAAACCAGGAGGUCAUCAGAAGAAUUGAGAUCUCCAUUAUUAGUGAGCCACGAACCCAAAGGUCUUCAGCAGAAUGGGGAUUAUAUUUCUGAAAGCUCACAAACAGCAUCUAGGUCUCUAAUAAAUGUGGAUAGGUCAAUCGAAGGGAUUGAUGAGCCUAAGAGACUGGGACGAAGAGCAAGGAUGCUUGAUCUGGGGAAGAAAAUGAGCGAGAAGCUUGAAGAGAAAAGGCGGCACAUUGAAGAAAAGAGUAAAAGCUUUGUGGAGAGAAUGCGAGAUAAAGCUGAAAAUAAAUAA